AUGGCGGCUGGGACCCUGUACACAUUUCCAGAAAACUGGCGGGCCUGCAAGGCCCUCAUCGCUGCUCAGUACAGUGGGGCUCAGAUCCACGUGCUCUCCACACCACCCCACGUCCACUUCGGCCAAACCAACCUCACCCCCGAAUUUCUCCACAAAUUCCCUGCUGGCAAGGUCCCAGCAUUUGAAGGUGAUGAUGAAUUCUGUGUGUUCGAGAGCAAUGCCAUUGCCUACUAUGUGAGCAAUGAGGAGCUACAGGGAAGAACCCCAGAGGCAGCAGCCCAGGUGGUGCAGUGGGUGAGCUUCGCGGACAGUGACAUAGUCCCCCCAGCCAGUACCUGGGUGUUCCCCACCUUGGGCAUCAUGCAUCACAACAAGCAGGCUACUAAGAACACCAAGGAGGAGGUGCAGCGAAUCCUGGGCCUGCUGGAUGCUCACUUGAAAACCAGGACUUUCCUGGUGGGUGACCCAGUGACCCUGGCUGACACCGCAGUCAUCUGCACCCUCUUGUGGCUCUAACAGGUCCCAGAGCCUUCUUUCUGCCAGGCCUUCCCCAAUACCAACCGCUGGUUGCUCACCUGCAUUCACCAGCCCCAGUUCCAGGCCGUCUUAGGGGAGGUGAAGCUCUGUGAGAAGGUGGUCCAGUUUGACGCUAAAAAGUUUGCUGAGAUCCAGCCUAAGAAGGACGCCCCUUGGAAAGAGAAGGCGCCCCGGGAGGAGAAGCAGAAGGCCCAGGUGGAGCAGAAAGAAGAGAAGGCGGCCACGACUCCUGCCCCUGAGGAGAUGGACGAAUGAGAACAGGCGCUGGCCGCUGAGCCCAAGGCCAAAGACCCCUUUGCUCACCUGCCCAAGAGUCCCUUUGUGCGGGACGAGUUGAAGCGCAAGUACUCCAACGAGGACACGCUCUCAGUGGCGCUGUCGCAUUUCCAGGAGCACUUUGACAAGGAAGGCUGGUCCCUGUGGUAUGCCGAGUACCACUUCCCCGAGGAGGUGAGCCAGACACGCAUGAGCUGCAACCUCAUCACUGGAAUGUUCCAGCGAUUGGACAAGCUGCAGAAGAAUGCCUUCGCUGGCGUUAUCCUCUUCGGAACCAACAACAGCAGCUAUUCCGGGGCUUGGGUCUUCAGAGGCCAAGAGCUUGUCUUUCCGCUGAGUCCAGAUUGGCAGGUGGACUAUGAGUCGUACACAUGGGGGAAACUGGAUCCAGGCAGUGAGGAGACAAAGAUGCUGGUCCAAGAGGACUUCUCCUGGGAGGGGGCCUUCCAGCAUGUGGGCAAAGCCUUAAACCAG
Molecule: messenger RNA, 1287 nt
Organism: Echinops telfairi (small Madagascar hedgehog)
Lineage: Eukaryota; Metazoa; Chordata; Mammalia; Afrosoricida; Tenrecidae
Product: elongation factor 1-gamma-like
Biological process (GO): translational elongation
Cellular component (GO): cytoplasm; nucleus
Molecular function (GO): translation elongation factor activity
Source: RefSeq, a predicted model, not a curated record